This is a messenger RNA of Anopheles bellator, 1885 nucleotides long. RefSeq names its product separin (gene Sse). The record is from RefSeq and is a predicted model, not a curated record. The transcript is spliced from 6 exons. Gene Ontology annotation, molecular function: cysteine-type endopeptidase activity. Gene Ontology annotation, cellular component: mitotic spindle; nucleus; cytoplasm. Gene Ontology annotation, biological process: proteolysis; meiotic chromosome separation. The coding region runs from base 8 to 1768 and encodes 586 amino acids. Lineage: Eukaryota; Metazoa; Arthropoda; Insecta; Diptera; Culicidae.
AAUCAUAAUGCCGUCAUCUUUAAAGUCUAUACAACACAGCACAGGACUUAUGAACCUGGAUCUUAAACUACGAGCAAGCGAGGCGCUGGCUGCCGGUGAUGAACGUGCUGCAAUAUUCCUUCAAACGCAAUCUCUUGGUGCCUCGAAGCGUCUGCAAUAUUCGCAACAAUAUCGACAAUGUAAAGACAUAGGUGAGUCUAUUGAUAGCAUAACAAAGGGAUUGAAAAAGCAAUCGGAAUCGCGGGAAGCCUCGAUUGCUGCGGAAUACGAUAAGCUGUGCAAAGCGUGUCGUGAACUACCCGAACAGUGGACGGUGAUACAAAUUUCGAAAGCCUUUAACCCACGCUCGACCAGCCUUACUUAUGAGGAGAAUCUGCAGGCACCGGCGCCCGUUUGGUUGACCGUGUUCCGUUGCAGUGAUCCCGUCGAUGAGGCUCGAUCGGAACCGCUUCUAGUUUGUCUCGAUCCACCCGCCGAUGAGCCGGGAUUGAAGUUUGAAAGCUUCUUCGAACAUAUCACCUCGAUCGCUCGAGAAGUACGAAACGGGAUCUCUGCUGAAGCGAACAGUGCAGGAGGAACCAAGGGCAUACGGAACGAGGCCAUGGAGGAAAUGAUAGCUUCCUCGAUAGACCGCGUAAAAAGAUGGCUUGGGCCAUGGACAAAUAUGCUGUGCGGAAAAUUUCGCUCACAAGCCGAUCAGUCGCUCGAAGCCGAGAUCUACAACCGGAUAGAGGAUUACUGCAUCCAGCACCGAAUGAACAAGAAAGCGCAACGACUGUUGUCGCUCGUGGCACGCAGGCUGGACUUGCUGGAGGGAUUUGAUGUUUACCGAUUGUGUUGCAGUAUGGAACUCGAUUUAGACGACUCGGCAAUUGGGUCCUUAUACGAUUUUCUGAUCGAUAUUAAGGCUCACAAGUUCAACAGCAAACCAAAGCAAUCCGAAUGUUACCCGGUGGUGCUCAUAGUGGACGAGUGGCUCGAUGGCUUCCCGUGGGAAAUGCUGCAUCCAGCGAACGAGUUUUGCCGUUUCGGUAGUUUCUGUCAGCUGGACGAGUUGUUCCGCGUGCACAAGAAACGGAUAAAGAAUGGGUAUCUUUGCGUACGGGCACAGAACUGCUGCGCUAUCAUUAAUCCAGAUAAAAACCUCGAGAAGAUGAGUCUACGUUUGCAGAUGUUUUACAGGGAGUGGUAUCCGGACUUUCAGCUGCUUGUUGACCAGCCACCAACCGAAUCGGAGUUCGUUGAGAUGCUCGAUCAAUCGGAUGUUGUCUGUUACAACGGGCACGGCAGCGGAAUGCAGUUUAUGAACGGUGAAACAUUGCUGCAGCGGGACAUUAACUGUGUUACGUUCCUUUUCGGCUGUGACUCGGUGCGCUUAUACUCGAACGGUCUGUUUACGGAGUUACUCGGCAGUCACCUGUACUACAAUGCGGCCCGCUGUCCGGCGUUAAUCGGAGCGCUCUGGGUGCUGACUGACCUGUACACCGACAUAUACUCUAUUUUGCUGUUCGGCAACUGGAUUCCAUCGACUAAUCCGAAGUACAGCAAACAAAACAUCUCUAACCUCGACACCGUGGCCCUGAAGGCGAUGAAUUGGCAAUUCAACAAGACAACGAAAUACUUUAUACCGCAAAGCCCAAACCUGCUAAAGUUAAUGAGCGAGUGUAGGCUGUUCCUCUGUCUUCCCCAGAGAAUAAGGUGCGCUUUCGUCUGUCGCGGACUCCCGAUAAUGAAUGAAACACACAAUCAAAAGGCGAAUAUAAACUGAUAGAUAAAUAUGCUAUUAUAAGGCAAAUGGUUUCACGACUUUGGGGUUUUCUCGUUCGAUAAAAUCACAGCAGGUACGCACCAGGCAAAUCAUGCCUCAACCAGCCAUUAGUUGUCC